GGGGGCCCCAGGCCAGUGCCUGUCGGCCGCUGUGGCCCGGGCUCCGCGUCCAGCUCCCAGCAUAGCCUCUGAGUCCCCGGCACCGCCGCCGUUGCCGCCGCCACCGCCAGGUGAUGCGCCCUGCCACAUACUGCUGCAUCCCCUUGCCUGGGGCUCUUGAUGAAUGAGUGGCCUUUCCUGAGCAACCCAGUUUGUGGUCAUUAUUUCCCAAGGCCCCUGGUCCUGCCAUGGACCCCAAUGAUGAAGGGGAGGAGCAGAUGGCUGAGGAAGAAGCCUCAGGCCUUGGCCCCAGGGGAGCAGUUGGGACAGGAACACAAGAGAAUUCCAAGAGUGGGCCUCGGAGUCUGGCCCCUGGCAAGGUGGAGCCCAAGAAGUAUGCAGUCACCGAUGAUUACAAGCUUUCCAAACAGGUGUUGGGCCUCGGUGUGAAUGGAAAGGUCUUAGAAUGCUUCCACCGGGUGACAGGCCAGAAGUGUGCCCUGAAGCUUCUGUAUGACAGUCCCAAAGCACGGCAGGAAGUAGAGCAUCACUGGCAGGCCUCUGGCGGACCCCACAUCGUGCGCAUCGUGGACGUGUAUGAGAACAUGCACCACAACAAGAGGUGCCUCCUUAUCGUCAUGGAAUGUAUGGAAGGUGGCGAGCUUUUUAGCAGGAUCCAGGAGCGGGGCGACCAGGCUUUCACUGAGAGAGAGGCCUCGGAGAUCAUGAGGGACAUUGGUACAGCCAUCCAGUAUCUGCAUGCCAUGAACAUUGCUCACAGGGACGUCAAGCCAGAAAACCUGCUCUAUACUUCCAAAGGGAAAGACUCAGCCAAGCUCACGGACUUUGGUUUUGCCAAGGAGACCACUCAGAAUGCCCUCCAGACGCCCUGCUACACACCCUAUUAUGUGGCCCCUGAAGUGCUGGGUCCUGAAAAGUAUGACAAGUCCUGUGACAUGUGGUCACUUGGGGUUAUCAUGUACAUCCUUCUUUGCGGUUUCCCUCCAUUCUACUCCAAUACUGGCCAAGCCAUUUCACCUGGGAUGAAGAGAAGGAUCCGAAUGGGACAGUAUGGAUUUCCCAAUCCUGAGUGGUCUGAUGUCUCGGAAGAAGCCAAGCAGUUGAUCCGACUCUUGCUAAAGACAGAACCUACCGAAAGAAUGACCAUCGCUCAGUUCAUGAACCAUCCUUGGAUUAAUCAAUCAAUGGUGGUACCCCAAACCCCUCUUCACACUGCCCGGGUCCUGCAGGAAGACAAAGACCACUGGGAUGAAGUGAAGGAAGAGAUGACCAGUGCCCUGGCGACCAUGCGUGUAGAUUAUGACCAGGUGAAAAUCAAAGACUUGAAAACUUCUAACAACCGUCUCCUUAACAAACGACGAAAGAAACAGGCUGGUGGUUCCACAUCCUCCGCAGGCUGCAACAACCAAUAAGAAGAGAGGACUUAGGGGCCAGUGGACAGCCCAGAUCCCAGCUUCAUCCUCCCCCAUCAUUUGGGGCAAGACCCGGAUUGGGCCUUGCACAGUGUUGGGGAACCAGGCUUGGCAGGAGGAGAGCAAGGACAGGCUUGGGUUUCUGACAAAACUCAGGACUUUUAGGGUUUAGGGCAUUUGGCCUUUUAAGUGAAAAAGGGGUUGUAUUGUUCUAACAAAGUGUGACAUUGGGCUUAAAAAUGGUGGUGAUGAUGACCCAAGAGUCCUGGUAUUUGGGACUCUAUAGCUUUAGCCAUACACCAAGUCGAGAGAAAGGGUUCAGCCAAAGCUUUUAGUUGAUCUUUUCCGUGCAUAGCAGCAGGAGUUAGUUAUUUGGUGGGAGAGGGGAUGGCUCUCUGGAAGGAGUUGAACAUUCUCACAUUAGUGCCUCCAUUAAUUACUCCUCAGGUCUCCCCUCAAGGAGAGAGGUACUUGUCUAGUUUGAAAUACCCUUGCAAACCAAGAUGUCCUGAGGAACUGGAACUAAUCAAGAGGUAGAUUUAUUAAUCCCCUCUCCCUCCCCCUCUCUCUCUCCCUCUCUCUCUCUC
Molecule: messenger RNA, 1999 nt
Organism: Dromiciops gliroides (monito del monte)
Lineage: Eukaryota; Metazoa; Chordata; Mammalia; Microbiotheria; Microbiotheriidae
Gene: MAPKAPK3
Product: MAPK activated protein kinase 3
Biological process (GO): protein autophosphorylation; peptidyl-serine phosphorylation; intracellular signal transduction
Cellular component (GO): nucleus; cytoplasm
Molecular function (GO): calmodulin binding; calcium-dependent protein serine/threonine kinase activity; calcium/calmodulin-dependent protein kinase activity
Source: RefSeq, a predicted model, not a curated record